CUUCAAAACUCGAUUUGUUUGGAUCUGCGAGCCAUCUGCGCUCACGUUUGAAAAUUUAAUUAUUAUUCUGCAGUGUUUUUAGUGAAAAAGUUACUAUUUUAGAAAGUUAUUUUUGAUUUUACAGUCAGAUUUGUUGGAAUAUGAAGUGAGUUUGAGUUAGUACUUUUAAUUAUGGAAAGUCACGACGAAGAGGGUGACACAAGAGAUGUGGGUUGCUCCUCGUCCGAGCAAAUCGAUGUCGAUACCCGGCUGAAGGCGAUCAAUCGGGAACUGGAUGAAAUCAGCACCGAACUGAGCCGGCUCAACGCCCGCCGAAAGAAGCUGCUCGAUCUGAAGGAGAAACUGCGCAUCCAGAAGCAGCAGGAACAGUCCAGCAUCAUCGCCAAGAAGGACUGGGAAUCCGAGGAGUUCAGCUGGUCCAAGGAGACCCGCCGAGUGCUGAAAGAGGUCUUCCACAUGCGGGAUUUCCGGGCACAACAACUGGCCACAAUCAAUGCUCUGCUGGCGAAGCAGAACGUUUUGCUGCUGGCACCGACCGGAGGGGGCAAGAGUUUGUGCUACCAGCUUCCGGCGGUGGUGAGCAAAGGCAUUACGCUGGUCGUGUCGCCGCUGAUUUCUCUGAUGGAGGACCAGGUUUGGGCGCUGAAGAAGCUGGGAAUCAAGGCGGAGUAUCUUUGUGGAACUUCUGAGAAGGAGCUGGUCAGUUCGGUGCACAAAUGUCUGCGGGAAGGCGACGAUGACAGCUUGAAGUUGCUGUUCGUUACUCCCGAGAGGAUCAACCGAAGUGCUCGGUUUAAGACCGCGUUGCAGAAGUGUUACAACGUUAAGAAGUUGGCCCAGAUUGCAAUCGAUGAGGUCCAUUGCUGCUCGCAAUGGGGUCACGAUUUCCGAACGGACUACAAAGAGCUGGGUAUCUUCAAGACGUUGUUCCCGGAUGUGCCCAUUUUGGGAGUAACGGCGACGGCCACCACCAAGGUCAUCUCCGACGUGCAGAAGAUGCUUCAGCUCAGCGAAUGUCUAACGCUGAAUGCUCCCUUCAAUAGGCCCAAUCUCUACUACCACGUGCUGGAGAAGCCGACCGACAAGGAGGAGCUCUACGACCUGCUGGCGGAUCUGUUGAAGCGGAAGUAUCACCGAAUGAGUGGUAUCAUCUACACUUUUACGGUCAAAGAGACGGCGGAAAUUUCGACGGAGUUGCUGCAGCGGGAGGUAAAGGUUCUGCCAUACCACGGUCAAAACAUGGACCCCAAACAGAGGAGCAAAACCCACCAGAAGUGGAUCGACAACGAGAUCCAAGCGGUGGUGGCCACAACGGCCUUCGGAAUGGGUAUCGAUAAGCCGGAUGUUCGGUUUGUGAUCCAUCAUACUUUGAGUAAAACGAUGGAGAACUUCUAUCAGGAGAGUGGCCGAGCUGGACGCGAUGGGAAGCGAGCGGAUUGUAUACUACUGUAUCGGUUUACGGAUAUGUUCCGGAUAUCGACGAUGUCGUUUUCGGAGUAUGGUGGACUGGAUAAUUUGUACUCCAUGGUGAAGUACUGCAUCAACGGAAAAGACUGUCGACGAUUGCUCAUCUCGCGCCACUUCGCCGAUGUCUGGGAUGACACGCAUUGCGAUAAGCUGUGCGACCGGUGCUUCUUCCGGGAUAAGGUUCAACUGCCAGAGCAGGACAUCACCACUCACUACCACACGCUGCUGGCCAUCAUCCGGCGGGCGGAAACUUUGCAGACCAAACUGACCGCGUUGAAACUGGUGGACGCAUGGUACCACAAAGGAAGCCCCAAGAAUCGUCUGGAAACGCCUCCACCGCUGCUAGAUCGAUUCAUCGGCGAGCAGAUUGUGGCGUUUCUGAUUGUGAACGGGUAUCUGAAGGAGGACUUCCAAAUCACUCCCUACUCGACGUUCAGCUACAUCGUGAGAGGACCGGCCAUACCCAACACCGACAGCCUGCGCUUCCAAGGAGCCCGAGUGCUUCGAGUCCCGAAGGAUUCCCUGAAAUCGAUCAUGCGAAAUGAAUCGACGGCGGUGUCCACCACAACGUCCACGUCCGAAGAUGUCCAACUGGUGUCCGUCACAUCGAGUACGAGCUUCAACGGCAGUCGUACUGUCUUCCGAACGAGCACUCCCAAGAGAAAAGUCGUUGAAAGCAGCGAUCGGGACGAGACAUGCUCGAUAAGGAGCGACGCGAGUGAAGCCAGCCAUCUCAGCAGUACGCAUCUGAAUGGCCACAAACGGAAGGGGGAAAGCAAACGACGGAAAACCGGGUCGGUAGGGAGCACCUUUAGUCAGACCAAGGAAGAUACGAACGUAUCGAAAAGCUUGAACGAAACAACGCUCACCAAGACCGAGUCCUCCAGCACGAAGGACGACGACGACGAGGAUGUUCUUUUCGUUCCAAACGAUGAUGAAGUCAUUGAAAUUCUGUAGUUUGUGAAAAUGUUAUUUUUUUGCUCUUAAUGAAAUGAACUUUAUGGUCAAACCUA
Aedes albopictus (Asian tiger mosquito) is the source of this 2480-nucleotide messenger RNA. RefSeq names its product ATP-dependent DNA helicase Q1. Gene Ontology annotation, biological process: double-strand break repair via homologous recombination. Lineage: Eukaryota; Metazoa; Arthropoda; Insecta; Diptera; Culicidae. Gene Ontology annotation, cellular component: chromosome; cytoplasm. Gene Ontology annotation, molecular function: ATP binding; nucleic acid binding; 3'-5' DNA helicase activity. The transcript has 3 exons. The record is from RefSeq and is a predicted model, not a curated record. Bases 172 to 2424 code for a protein of 750 amino acids.